UUGUUUUUUUUUGUGGUGGUAGGAGGGAUGCUGCUGUGAAAUCUUUUUUUGAAUGUGUUUUAGACACAUUUUUGUCUGUACCCCAGGAGGUGUGCUUUCUGUAAUUUUUUGGGAGUAAUUGUUUUUGGGAAAGCUUGUUGAAAAGAGCUUACUCACAAUGUUGGGCUUGGAUGUUUGUGAAUUUGGUGGACAGUUCCUUGAACUGCUGUGGUUAACAGUUUGCUACAGAGGCAUAAUGGCUGACAAAGAUAAAGAAGUGCCAGUGGUUGAGGAUGAAGAUGAGCCAGAUCUGAACUACCAGCCUCCGGCUCAGAAGAGCCUGCAGGAGAUCCAGGAACUGGACAAGGACGAUGAAAGCCUGAACAAGUACAAGCAAACCCUCCUGGGAUCUGGACCUGUGGUGGCAGAUCCCAGCAUUCCUAAUGUUCAGGUGACCCGACUCACCCUGAUGUGUGACCAGGCCCCUGGACCCAUCACCAUGGACCUGACCGGUGACCUGGAUGCUUUGAAGAAGACUAACUUCACCAUGAAGGAGGGAGUGGACUACAGGGCGAAAAUCCACUUCAAGGUCAACAGGGACAUCGUGUCUGGACUGAAAUAUGUGCAACUGACCUACAGGAAAGGAAUCAGAAUGGACAAGGCAGUGUACAUGGUGGGCAGCUACGGUCCGAGAGCCGAGGAGCAUGAGUUUCUCACCCCGGUGGAGGAGGCUCCGAAGGGCAUGAUCGUUCGGGGAAGCUACCACAUCAAAUCCUACUUCACAGAUGACGACAAGACCGACCAUCUGUCGUGGGAGUGGAACCUGCAUAUCAAAAAAGACUGGGACAGUGCAGAGUAAAGAGGUUCUUCCUCUGUCUCUCUCUCCCAGAUGCAUAGCAACAUACCCGAUUUAUCACUGAUGUUUAAGACAGAGACAGGCUAGGUAGAUAUGGUUUUACUGGCUUUGCAAAUGAUUAAAUAACAAUUAGUCGUAUAAAAAAAAAAGGAAAAAAAAAACCAUAUAAUGAAGAUAUUCCUACAUAUUAAGUGUAAUCAACAGUGAGGACAUACAGUGACUGGCAGGGUAUUAGAGGCGACUUAGUACUUUGUAAUAGAUUUAACCAUGGUGUAUCCAACAAAUGAAAUCCCUCAUGCCUGUACACUCAGGUUUUAAUGUAUACUGUAAAUGUAAAUAUUACAAUGUCUGUAUUCUUGCAGUGCAUUUCGAGUUCUUUACAGAGCCCAUGACCAGAUCAGUGCAUGCUUGAAUGUGAAGCCAUCGUGUCUGCAGUGGCUAGUUUCUUGUGUUAUUGACGAUGUAAUCAGCCUGCUGUUACCUGAUAAAUACAUGAGUGGGACGUGGUUUGUACUAAGUGUUGCUUGUCAAAAAAAGGUAUUUCUGAGCAUUAAACCCCUGUAGAAAAGAUCAGCUGAAACCGAUAUGAAGUUGUCUGGCUGAUCACUAGCAACCAAUUCUGGUAAAGCUGCUUCACUUUUCAUGCUGGUUAGUCCUGGCUGGCACAUCAGCUUCUAAAAUGCAACAUUUGCUGGUGAUUUUACUGGUCUUUUCAGCUGGGAACCACCAGUGGAGCCCAUAGUCAAGCACCCUCCUCAUUCCCUGAAACAAUUUAAGAUCUGUUCAUCUCUGUCCAGGUGUCUGUAACUGUCUUCCAUCAAGCUUUUAUAUUAGAAUGUCUCUGACUUUUUUUUUUACAUUCCAAAAUAAAUAGAUUUAUUGUU
Molecule: messenger RNA, 1719 nt
Organism: Carassius gibelio (silver crucian carp)
Lineage: Eukaryota; Metazoa; Chordata; Actinopteri; Cypriniformes; Cyprinidae
Gene: arhgdig
Product: Rho GDP dissociation inhibitor (GDI) gamma
Exons: 6
Coding region: 158-838 (226 amino acids)
Biological process (GO): Rho protein signal transduction
Cellular component (GO): membrane; cytoplasm; cytosol
Molecular function (GO): protein binding; Rho GDP-dissociation inhibitor activity
Source: RefSeq, a predicted model, not a curated record